UAAUCGAUACAAAUGCAUACUAAUGCCCAGAAGCAGCUUCCGGUCGCGAUAAUGCGGAAGCAGCGUAGCGUAGCAAGGACACCAGCGCAAAUCUCGAGGGCCGCCACAUUCUAGCUAGACUGCUAGAGCUAGCUGUUGUUGCCGAUCUCCGGCCCGCGAACACGCAGCAGGUGCGGUGGUCAUGCACGGGGCAAAGCACCGGAUCACCGCCAUCUCGUCGCAGCAUCAGUUCGGCGCGGCGAUGGGCGGCGGCUCGGACGGCCACGGGCACCGGCCGGCCCGGCAGGCAAUUCGGCAUGCUAAGCUCAAGAUGCUCCUCGUCGUCAUCGCCACCAACCUCGUCUCGGUGUACCUCUUCUCCGGCGCGUCGCUAUCGCUCAACAUGCCGGCCUCGGCGCCUCGCAUCCACCUCUGGGACUCCACUGCGCUCCUCCGGGACCUCAACGCUACCCGCGACACGCUCUCGCUGGCGCGCGCGGAGCUGGCCUUCCUCCGUGCGCAGUGCGGCACGUCGUCGCUCCUCCUCGAGUCCGUGCUCUCCAAGCUCGGCGCCGUCCACGGGGACACGCCGGCGGUGCAGGACUUCAACGGCUGGCCCGAGGAGCCCACGGGCGAGCUCAGGCUGGCCAUCGAGCCGCACCGUCUCCCCCUCGGCUACUCCGUCAACUUCGGCACCGACGAGCUCUUCCCGGGCCUGGGCUUCGCGUGCCGCAACUUCCAGGAGGAGCUCACGCAGUACAUGACGUACAACGCCAGCGGCGAGUGCCCCGACGACGAAGGCCUCGCGCUGCAGCUCAUGCUCAAGGGGUGCGAGCCGCUGCCGCGCAGGCGCUGCCGGCCGAGGUCCCCGGCUAGGUACGUCGAGCCGAAGCCGCUCCCGGAGAGCCUGUGGUCGAUGCCGAAUGACACCACCGUGAACUGGACCCCGUACACGUGCAAGAACUACACCUGCCUGGUGGCCCGCGCGCGCAGCAGGGGCGGGUCCUACGACUGCAAGGACUGCUUCGACCUGGCCGGCAAGGAGCGGCGGCGGUGGCUCUCCGACAACGGCGGCCCCGGGUUCAGCAUCGACAACGUGCUGCGGUCCAGGCCGGCGGGCACGGUGCGCGUCGGACUCGACAUCGGCGGCGGGACCGGCACCUUCGCGGCGCGGAUGCGAGAGCGGAACGUCACCGUGGUGACCACGACGCUGGACCUGGACGCGCCCUUCAACCGCUUCGUGGCGUCCCGGGGCCUGGUGCCGCUGCAGAUCAGCCUCGUGCAGCGGCUCCCCUUCGCCGACGGCGUGCUGGACAUCGUGCACUCCAUGCACGUGCUCACCAACUCGGUGCCCAACGACGUGCUCGAGUUCGCGCUCUUCGACAUCUACCGGGUGCUCCGCCCAGGCGGCGUCUUCUGGCUCGACCACUUCUUCUGCCUCGGCCCGCAGCUCAACGCCACCUACGUGCCCAUCUUCCGCCGCGUCGGAUUCCGCCCGCUCCGCUGGAAGCCCAGCCCCAAGCUCGACCUGGGACCGGAGAGAAACGAAUGGUACAUCUCCGCGUUGCUCGAGAAGCCCAUGACAUGAUCACGCCACAUAUAUGCGUCUCAGGGCAGGUUCAUUGUUGGUUCUUUAGUGAUUUCUUUGUUCUGUUUUGGGAGCGUACUCAAAUGCAGAGAUUGUACAUGGUUUCUGAAACAUUUGCAGAGAAAUAAUCGAGUACAUUUCUUCAAUAACAA
Messenger RNA from Lolium perenne, 1719 nucleotides. RefSeq names its product probable methyltransferase At1g29790. Lineage: Eukaryota; Viridiplantae; Streptophyta; Magnoliopsida; Poales; Poaceae. Gene Ontology annotation, molecular function: S-adenosylmethionine-dependent methyltransferase activity. The record is from RefSeq and is a predicted model, not a curated record.